AUGACAGCCCAAUCCGCUUUCCGCUUCCUCGACUUCCCCUCAGAGCUCCAGAUAAAAAUCUACGAUGUCAUCAACACGGGCAACUCAGUACCAAUGCCCAUGUUCAAAGGCCUGUCUUGGUCGUGCCGCCAAGUGAAAGACGAGAUGCACUACGAGGGUACCCAGGAAAUGGAAAGCAUGGUGACGGCAACCGCCACUUCUGGAGCUUUGGACCUCGACUUAACACUCUACGACGACUUUGAAGGAGUACACGAGGUUGUAGCUGCUGUCAACAUGCUUUAA
Molecule: messenger RNA, 282 nt
Organism: Parastagonospora nodorum SN15
Lineage: Eukaryota; Fungi; Ascomycota; Dothideomycetes; Pleosporales; Phaeosphaeriaceae
Exons: 1
Coding region: 1-282 (93 amino acids)
Source: RefSeq, a predicted model, not a curated record